UAUCUAUUGAGCGUUAAACUGAAUUUAAAUUUACAAACUUAAUCUUUGUGAUGGAGGCUUAUCGAAAGCGGGGACUUAAAAAGUGCGUGGUGCCUGGUUGUACAUACAUACAUUUCCAAAAUAUGAUGCCGCUCUAUUCAACAAAUGGAUCGAGCAUGUACGAAAUCCAAUUUUGGACAAUGAAAGUCACCAACAAAUUUAUAAAAGACUUUUGGUGUGUGACUUACAUUUUUCGGAAAGUGAUAAAGUGUCUGGAUCCAAGAGAGGUCUGAAAAGAGCAGCUUCUCCUCCAUUACAUCUUGCUGAACUUCGAUCUUCAAGUAUGAUUUCGGAAAGAGUAGUCCCGAAACUCAUGAAAAGAGUAGAGAAAUUGCUAAAUGUAAAUUUACAUGGUACAUCGGUAAUACAGAUUAUUUUUAGAUUACAAACAAGUUGCAUAACUGUUAUUUUCGUG
This is a messenger RNA of Acanthoscelides obtectus, 454 nucleotides long. The record is from the annotation of a GenBank genome assembly. NCBI's taxonomy places the organism in Eukaryota, Metazoa, Arthropoda, Insecta, Coleoptera, Chrysomelidae.